GCGACAGUCAGAGAAGAUGGCGGACAGGCUAACACAGCUUCAGGACGCAGUCAAUUCCUUGGCUGAUCAGUUCUGUAAUGCCAUUGGAGUACUGCAGCAGUACGCGCCGCCUGCUUCCUUCAGCAACAUCCAGACGGCCAUCAACAAGGACCAGCCAUCAAACCCCACAGAAGAGUAUGCACAGCUUUUUGCAGCCCUGAUCGCAAGGACAGCUAAAGAUAUCGAUGUGUUGAUUGACUCUCUGCCUAGUGAAGAAUCAACAGCUGCUUUACAGGCUGCUAGUCUAAGGCAGUUGGAAGAGGAGAACCAUGAGGCAGCAGCACGACUGGAAGAAGUGGUGUACAGAGGAGAUCUACUACUGGAGAAGAUCCAAAGUGCUCUGGCUGAUAUUGCCCAAUCACAGCUACGCACACGAAGUGGUACAUCCAGCCAGUCCGCGAGCCCUGAAUCAUGACUCGUACUGUUUCAGGUCAAACAUGGACUGACAUGCACUGCAGGGACUUUUAUACUCCACAUUCACCUGUUGUAGGGAAGUAUUCAUUGACAUUUCAGCUGAGAGGAGAACAACUGACUAUAGUGGGAAGACAGAUGUUCUGAUGCUGCCUGUGUUCCAGUCUCUAAUAAUGCUUACUAAUAAGACAACACCUUUAACAGUGAAGUGGAUGUGUGCUAGUUAAAAGCCUGCCUCUUCAUAAUAAUCACCACAUGGAUCUUUGUGAAUGAGCCUAUUCACACAGCAGAAUAGAUGGUACGGUCUGAAGUGUUGAUGUUCACUCACUUACAAUAGCCUGAAUAUGCAUCCUUUGGUGAUGAGGAAAGAGAUGUUUAUUUUUUCAAAGCUGUAAGCCUUUUUAUUCAUAUACCAUAGUGUGUCCGUUAAUGUUGAAUGUUUUUGUGUGGCUGUUUGUUUUUUUUUACCCCCCCAUGCAGAUUUACUUGUGUACAGUGUUCAUCUUUUCAUCCUGGGUUAAGAGAAGCAGUUUUUGUAUUUUGCAUAAUGUAGAGCCGUGCUAGGAUGAAAAGAAGUGUACACUUCAAAAGCGACAGUUGUGUGAGAUUUAGUUUGCAUCUCAUUAAUGGCAAAUAUCAAAUAUUAAACUUGGUUGCUAGUCAAACAGUUGAGAAUUUGACUGCAUUGUUUACAAGCAAUUUUGUAACUCUUUGUCAUUCACAGUUAGACCUUUGAACUGUGAUUAUGUGAAGGGCAAAUCCUUAUGGAAUCAAGAAAUUUCACAUUGGAGCUUGAGUCGAUGUUUCCUGACUUCCCAGACAUGGAUUAAUCCUAGUCUUGGUCUAAAUUGAAUUGUGCCAAUGGAGAAUCACCACUGUUUUUUUUUUGUCUAGAAAUAGCCUUGAUCUGGGUCUGGGAAACUGGCCCUUAUUGUUUUAGCUGACUCUGUCAGGAGACACUUUUUGUGCUGAAAGUCCAUUUUCAGAAUCAAAGAUAAAUUGAUGUUUCAGUAUUUCAAUAAAUUGAUUUUAAUAAA
This is a messenger RNA of Colossoma macropomum (tambaqui), 1487 nucleotides long. RefSeq names its product mediator complex subunit 21 (gene med21). Gene Ontology annotation, biological process: regulation of transcription by RNA polymerase II. The transcript has 4 exons. Lineage: Eukaryota; Metazoa; Chordata; Actinopteri; Characiformes; Serrasalmidae. Gene Ontology annotation, cellular component: mediator complex. Gene Ontology annotation, molecular function: transcription coregulator activity. Bases 17 to 454 code for a protein of 145 amino acids. The record is from RefSeq and is a predicted model, not a curated record.